This is a messenger RNA of Hibiscus syriacus, 615 nucleotides long. RefSeq names its product S-norcoclaurine synthase 2-like. The coding region runs from base 328 to 615 and encodes 95 amino acids. The record is from RefSeq and is a predicted model, not a curated record. The transcript is spliced from 2 exons. NCBI's taxonomy places the organism in Eukaryota, Viridiplantae, Streptophyta, Magnoliopsida, Malvales, Malvaceae.
UUGAAUAUCGUUCUACAGAGUUCAAAACUGAUUAAAACCCAAGUUUCAAAAGGCUAGCAAAAGUAGAUAAAAAAAAAGGAAAGAAACCCAGAUUUUGCAGAGAUGUUGAAGCAAGUUUCCUUCAUUUUCUUUCUGCUUUUAUCUUGUUAUAUGGGGGCUGAGUCCAAAGAGUUGAAGCAUCUUACCAAUGAGCUUCAGGUGAAUGUGGCGGCAGAUAGGGUAUGGGAGCUUUAUAGGCACCUUGGGAUUUCAAGGCUUACUGCUUAAAACCUCCAAAAUGUGAUCCAAAAUGUUCAAGUUUUGGAAGGUGAUGGUGGUAUUGGAACCAUGCUCAAACUCACUUUUGUUCCAGGGAAUUCAAGCUAUACUGAAAGAUUCAUUGUGAUUAAUGAUGAAAAGAAGGUGGCAAAGGGAUUGGAAGGAGGAUGUUUAGCAAUUGGUUGCUCGGUUCAAAUUGUUCGAUUUGAUAUCAUUGAGAAAACAAAUGGUUCAUGCAUUAUCAGAUCAGACAUUGCUUAUGCCGUGAAGAAAGAGUUUGAAGCUAAUGAUCCAAAGCCUAAUAACCAACUCUUAGCAGCAGCUGCACAAAUUGCUAAAAGAGUUCUUGAAAGUUGA